AUGGCAUUCACGGAACUCCUGGAGCGAGCUGGGGGCGUGGGCCUCUUCCAGACCCUGCAGGUGCUCACUCUCUUCCUCGCCUCUGUCUUCUUACCCCCCCAAAUACUGCUGGACAACUUCUCAGCUGCCACCCCGGGCCACCGCUGCUGGGCCCACAUGCUGGACAAUGGCUCUUUAAUGGCCCCCUUAAACCUCACACCCAAGGCCCUCAUGGUCAUCUCCAUCCCACUGGGCCCCAACCAUAAGCCCCAUCAGUGUCGCCGCUUCCGCCAACCACAGUGGCAUCUCCUGGAGCCCAACGCCACGGCCACCAACUGGAGUGAGGCUGCCACGGAGCUGUGUGUGGAUGGCUGGGUGUAUGACCGCAGUGCCUUCGCCUCCACCAUCGUGGCAGAGUGGGGCCUGGUGUGCGACAAGCAGGGCCUGAAGCCUUUGGGCCAGGCUGUCUUCAUGGCCGGGAACCUGCUGGGGUCCUUGGCCUGGGGCCUCCUCUCCUGCUGGUUUGGGAGGAAGCCGAUGCUGAGCUGGUGCUGCCUGCAGGUGGCCGUGGCCAACACCGGUGCCAUCUUUGCCCCCAAUUUCCUCGUCUAUUGCGUCCUCCGUUUUGUUUGCGCUUUUGGAUUGGCCGGCAUCAUCCUGACCUCAACGGCGCUCAUGGUGGAGUGGACCACGACCCGCAGGCGGGCUGUCACCAUGACGAUCCUGGGCUGUGCCUACUGCACAGGCCAGAUGCUCCUGGGGGGUCUGGCCUUCGCCCUGCGGGACUGGCGCACCCUCCAUCUGGCAGUGUCAACGCCCUUCUUUGCCAUCUUCCUGAUAUCCUGGUGGCUGCCAGAAUCUGCACGAUGGCUAAUUAUUACCGGCAAAGCAGACCAAGCACUUCAGGAACUCAGAAAGGUGGCCAGGAUAAACGGCCACAGGGAGGCCAAAAAGACACUGACCAUGGAGGCGCUGAUGUCCAGCGUGGAGGAGGAGGCGGCCUCUGCGGAGGCGCGCAGGUCACUGCUGGCCCUGUUCCAGGUGCCCACGCUCCGCCGGAGAAGCUGCUGCCUGAUGGUGGUGAACUUCUCCCACAUGAUCUCCUACUACGGACUGGUCUUGGACCUGCAGAACCUGGGGAGUGACAUCUUCCUCCUCCAGGUCCUCUUCGGAGCCGUGGACUUCCUGGGCCGGGCCACCAACAACUGCUUGCUCAGGUUCUUUGGCCGCCGCGUGGUCCUGGCCAGCUCCCAGACCAUAGGUGGCCUCUCCAUCCUGGCCAACAUGCUGGUCCCACGAGACCUGCGGGCCCUGCGCGUCACCUUCGCCGUCCUGGGAAAGGGGUGCUUUGGCGUGUGCUUGACCUGCUUCUCCGUCUACAAGUCUGAAGUCUUCCCAACCUCACUACGGGUGAUGGCAGAUGGCUUCCUGCAGUCAGUAGGUCGGCUGGGGGCUGUGAUGGGCCCCCUGAUCAUGAUGACCCGCCAGGCCCUGCCCCUGCUGCCCCCUGUCUCCUGUGGUGUCAUCCUUGUCGCCUCCAGCCUUGUCCUGCCCUUCCUCCCGGAGACGCGGGGACUUCCACUACCUGACACCAUCCAGGACCUGGAGAACCAGAGAUCGGCAGCAGCCAAGGACAACCAGCAAGAGGUGGUCAUCACAGAAAGCACCUGGUUCUAG
Molecule: messenger RNA, 1656 nt
Organism: Miniopterus natalensis
Lineage: Eukaryota; Metazoa; Chordata; Mammalia; Chiroptera; Miniopteridae
Gene: SLC22A11
Product: solute carrier family 22 member 11
Biological process (GO): transmembrane transport
Cellular component (GO): membrane
Molecular function (GO): transmembrane transporter activity
Source: RefSeq, a predicted model, not a curated record